Messenger RNA from Camellia sinensis, 1308 nucleotides. The record is from RefSeq and is a predicted model, not a curated record. Lineage: Eukaryota; Viridiplantae; Streptophyta; Magnoliopsida; Ericales; Theaceae.
AUGGAGAAAUGGACGCCAGAUUUGAGUUCAUCGGAGAAAACUGAAGCUUUUGAUCGGAGCAGAAAAUCAUUCCGGUCACCGGAGAUAGCGAACGGAGUAAUUGUAGUGGUGGAGAUUCGAAGGUUUGAUCACCUUAGUAUGGCUGAGGCAAAACCUAGUGGGCAGUUGUGGGGAUAUAAUUUUGGGUUGUCCAUGUGGCCUAGGUUAUUGGUUGAGGUGCUACGUAGGUGGUUUAGGAUUGCCAAGAGUGAAGAUGGUGAUGUGAUUGACUGCGUCGACAUUUACAAACAACCUGCAUUUGAUCAUCCACUUAUCAAGGAUUUACAGAUUAAUCAAAACAAGAUCCUCAUCCUCAAUAGGAGAGGCAGCAAGUGCGAGCUGAUCAGCAAGACUUUUGAUCUGAGCAAGAUAGUCUUCCAUGGACUCAGAUUUCUUCAUGAUACUACUGAGUUUGUUCUUGAGUUGGUGUAUAUGAGAUCUGGAGAAUGGACAAGCACAAGUGCCAUCCACAUAACAGAGAAGAUUUGUAGCUCUGAGUAUGUUUUGGAGAUGUGUUUUCCAAACAAUUAUGCCUUUGUUUCUGAAAAAAGUGGUAGUACCUACCAUGGAGCACACGCGUCAUUUAAUGUGUGGAAUCCUAGGACAGAGGCUAAUGAAUUUAGUUUAUCUCAAAUGUGGGUUAUGUCUGACAUAACAAGCAGGAAUACUAUUGAAGCUGGAUGGACGGUUUAUCCCGGAUUGUAUCUUGACAAUCAGACAAGGUUCUUUAUAUAUUGGACAAGAGAUAACUAUCAAAGCACAGGAUGCUAUGAUCUUAGUUGCCCUGGUUUUGUACAGACAAAUCAUAAGUUUGCCAUUGGUUCCACCAUAAAACCUGUUUCCACCUACAAGGGAAAGACGUUUGACAUAUCUAUACUGAUAUACAAGGACAACCACACUGGAAAUUGGUGGCUUCAGCUGCAAGAUGUGGUAUUAGGUUACUGGCCUGGUUCCAUCUUCACAGGCUUAGCUGACAGCUCUACGUUAGUGGCAUGGGGAGGAGAGAUCAUCAACUUAAGAUCAGCACGACAUCACACAACCACUCAAAUGGGGAGUGGCCAUUUUCCCUUCGAAGGAUAUGGAAAAUCAAGUUUUUUCUAUAAUCUUAAAGUCAUUGACAAGUCAAACACUCUGCAAGAUCCAGCUUCCCUUCAACCAUAUGCUACAGAUUCUGCAUGCUAUGAUUUACAUGUUGCGGAAAACAAAAAUACUGAUCUCGGAACUUAUUUUUACUAUGGGGGUCCCGGAUAUUCUGCACAAUGCCCAUGA